CGGGGGCGCCGAGUCAAACCUGCUGCAGCCAAGUCGCCUCCCGGGCCCUACUGGGCGCGGGGCCCGGGCUCCAGGGCGUGCGGACCCAUCACCAGGUCAGACCGCGAACUCCCGGGAGCGCGAGCCCCGCCCUGAAAAAGAGGGCGCAGCCGGGAGUUGGGAAGCGGGUGCCGCGCUCAGGAGGCUGCGUCUUGGGCGCCGUCCUCGUGGCGGGGAGCGCACGGCCAAAGGGACAUGAGAUCGGAGAAAUCCCUGACGCCGGCGGCGCCGGGGGAGGUCCGUGAGCCGGAGGGGGCGCAACAGGAUGCGGGAGACUUCGCCGAGGCCGCGGGGGGCGGCGGCUGCUGUAGUAGCGAGCGCCUGGUGAUCAACAUCUCCGGGCUGCGCUUCGAGACGCAACUGCGCACCCUGUCGCUCUUCCCGGACACGCUGCUGGGGGACCCCGGCCGCCGUGUCCGCUUCUUCGACCCGCUCAGGAACGAGUACUUCUUCGACCGCAACCGGCCCAGCUUCGACGCCAUCCUCUACUACUACCAGUCCGGGGGCCGGCUGCGGAGGCCGGUCAACGUGCCGCUGGACAUCUUCCUGGAGGAGAUCCGCUUCUACCAACUGGGCGACGAGGCUCUGGCCGCCUUCCGGGAGGACGAGGGCUGCCUGCCCGAAGGGGGCGAGGACGAGAAGCCGCUGCCCUCGCAGCCCUUCCAGCGCCAGGUGUGGCUGCUCUUCGAGUACCCGGAGAGCUCGGGGCCGGCCAGGGGCAUCGCCAUCGUCUCCGUGCUGGUCAUUCUCAUCUCCAUCGUCAUCUUUUGCCUGGAGACCCUGCCCCAGUUCCGCGCGGACGGUCGAGGUGGAAGCGGUGGCGGCAGUGUGAGCCGAGUGUCCCCGAGUUCUGGGGGGAGUCAGGAGGAAGAGGAGGAUGAAGAUGAUGCCUAUAAAUUCAACUCUGACAUCUCCCCUGGGGGCCUCGCGCCGGGGGACCCCUCCUCACUCAGUACGCUGGGGGGCUCCGUCUUUACAGACCCCUUCUUCCUGGUGGAGACCCUGUGCAUUGUGUGGUUCACCUUCGAGCUGCUGGUGCGCUUCUCCGCCUGCCCCAGCAAGCCAGCCUUCUUCCGCAACAUCAUGAACAUCAUCGACCUGGUGGCCAUCUUCCCCUACUUCAUCACCCUGGGCACCGAGCUGGUGCAGCAGCAGGAGCAGCAGCAGGCGAGUGGCGGCGGUGGCCAGAAUGGGCAGCAGGCCAUGUCCCUGGCCAUCCUCCGAGUCAUCCGCCUGGUUCGGGUCUUCCGCAUCUUCAAGCUCUCCCGCCACUCCAAGGGGCUGCAGAUCCUGGGCAAGACCUUGCAGGCCUCCAUGCGGGAGCUGGGGCUGCUCAUCUUCUUCCUCUUCAUCGGAGUCAUACUCUUCUCCAGCGCGGUCUACUUCGCGGAGGCCGAUGACGAUGACACGCUCUUCCCCAGCAUCCCGGACGCCUUCUGGUGGGCAGUGGUCACCAUGACCACAGUAGGUUAUGGGGACAUGUACCCCAUGACGGUGGGGGGCAAGAUCGUGGGCUCCCUCUGUGCCAUUGCUGGGGUCCUCACCAUCGCCCUGCCCGUGCCUGUCAUCGUGUCCAACUUCAACUACUUCUACCACCGCGAGACGGAGCAGGAGGAGCAGGGCCAGUACACCCACGUCACUUGUGGGCAGCCUGCACCCGACCUGAAGGCAGCCGACCAUGGCCUUGGCAAGCCCGAGUUCUCCGAGGCUGCCCGGGAACGGAGACCCAGCUACCUCCCUACGCCUCACCGGGUGUACGCUGAGAAAAGAAUGCUCACUGAAGUUUGACUGAUGCGGGCACGGCCUGCACAAGAGGGUGCCUCUGAACACACGACAUCUCUUAGGCUUCCUUCUCAAUCCUUGAAACGCAAAUCCUAGCUCUCUCUGCUUGCUUUCCUGACUCCCUCUCCUUUAUCUCAUGGAUGGCACCCAGCACCAAAUACCUGGACUUUAAACCUUGUGGCUUGGUCCCCAAAACAUUCAAGGAUUAUCCAUCUGAGUGACAUUUUGAAAUUCCAACGGUGCCACCCAAUCACCCCCAUCUUCAAUCCCGCGGAUGGGACAUACAUUCUUCCCCUCUGGUCUUCCCUCAAGACUGAUUUUUCAUGUCUAGGACUAAAACUAUCUCCAGGAACGACGAGGCUGCUGGGCUGGAAACCAGGCUUACCUGGGUCCUGUCGCUCCUUAGUGUCCUUUGUUUAGGGACAAGCACAUGUCCAAGCUCCUGGUAGCUGGCAGAAGCUGGGACAUAGGGGAGGGAGGGGACGGAGAGAGUACUCAACCUGCUGUUUUCUUCCAGUGUCCUGAAACACCUGCUGAUCAUUCUGCUAAGGACUCCUUGGUAAGGCCUUUCGUUCCAUAGUCUGCUAAAGUGUUACUCACCUCUAAUUGGGAAACUACAAUUCAACACCUAGAGGGCAUGGAGGUCAGUCCUGGAUCAAGUGGACAAGGGAUUCUCCCAGGUGUGUUUUGGCCUGGUAGACAUUGGACUUUGGUCUGCAUUUAUUCCUCCCCACCCUGAUCCCUUGACUCUGUCUUCCAGGAAGGUUCCUUCUCAGAACCAAAUACUCUCUAAUGUAAGUGCCUUCCUGUGCAGAGGAACUGAAAAAAAACAAAACCCAAAACAAAACAGGGGAGGGGACCCCAGAGUCAAGAGAAGUGGCUGAGUAGAGUCAAGCCAUUGACUUGAUCACACGUUGAGACGAGAUGCCACUGAAAUGGGUCUUUUCAUCACUGAGGGCAGCAGACCCUAGGUGCUGACUACCGAUGUCUGUGCUUCUCCCUCACCCUCCUCCCUCCUUCCUGGGCAUGGGACUUAGGUUGGCAGGUAAAGGUAAGGUGACCAGACAUCCCGCUUUUGGCGGGACAGUCCCGCUUUUUAACAAAUUCCCCCGUGU
Echinops telfairi (small Madagascar hedgehog) is the source of this 2936-nucleotide messenger RNA. It is a transcript of the gene KCNA6, whose product is annotated as potassium voltage-gated channel subfamily A member 6. The transcript has a single exon. Bases 235 to 1827 code for a protein of 530 amino acids. NCBI's taxonomy places the organism in Eukaryota, Metazoa, Chordata, Mammalia, Afrosoricida, Tenrecidae. The record is from RefSeq and is a predicted model, not a curated record. Gene Ontology annotation, cellular component: membrane; voltage-gated potassium channel complex. Gene Ontology annotation, molecular function: delayed rectifier potassium channel activity; protein binding. Gene Ontology annotation, biological process: potassium ion transmembrane transport; protein homooligomerization.